Messenger RNA from Telopea speciosissima, 432 nucleotides. Its product is annotated as major pollen allergen Ole e 10-like. Lineage: Eukaryota; Viridiplantae; Streptophyta; Magnoliopsida; Proteales; Proteaceae. The record is from RefSeq and is a predicted model, not a curated record. The transcript has 3 exons. The coding region runs from base 1 to 432 and encodes 143 amino acids.
AUGGCGAAACAGUCAGUAGCAGCUUUUCUUUGUCUUGUAUUUGCUUCUAUGCUCUUGUGCCUUACUACUGUAUGCACAGGUGCAGUGGUUGCAGAUGAAAUUGAACGUGGUCCCACUAGAAGAAGUCUAUUGGUGGACAGUCACACUGAGACUGGUAGCCCCGCCACCUGGUGUAUCGCUAAACCUUCUACGGACCAAAACAAGUUGCAGAGUAACAUCGAUGAAUGCUGCAAGCAUCCUCAGGUGGAUUGUAGUGUGAUCAACCCAGGUGGAAGAUGUUACGACCCUCAAAACUAUCCAUCUCAUGCUUCAAUGGCCAUGAAUCUCUACUACAAGGCCUUCGGCAAGAAUCCUUGGAAUUGUGAUUUCGGUGGCUCUGGUCUCAUUAUUACUCAGGACCCUUCUUGGGACAAUUGUAUUUAUGCAGCAUGA